Messenger RNA from Spirometra erinaceieuropaei, 12209 nucleotides. NCBI's taxonomy places the organism in Eukaryota, Metazoa, Platyhelminthes, Cestoda, Diphyllobothriidea, Diphyllobothriidae. The record is from the annotation of a GenBank genome assembly.
AUGUCGAUCCCACAAACACAUACCUUCGAAGAUGAAUUUCCCCUGAUUUGCAGCUGCCCUGCAUUGGACGAAAUUCGACUAACUGGGGAGAUUAAAGACCUGACAAUAGAGGUAGUUUCGCCUGCUGUUUCUUCUAUCUACACGUACAUUUCUAUGCAUUAGGUAAAGAACGGCGAGGUUCUCCAUGCUCACCGAAUAAUACUAGCAGCUCGCAUUCCUUCCUUACGAGCCACGCUCAGUGGUCCCGCCGAGGAGGCCAAUUCGAUCCUCAGAUGGCCUACAGUGCCUCUCAGGUAAAACCCCCAUCCGUCGGUUCUUUAGCUUUGCCAACUUUUUAUGCACUUUCGAGUCUCGCAACUGCGCUCAUUAGUUAUGCGUACACCGGCAAAAUGGAGAUAACGCCAGCAAAUGUGAUGGGCAUGAUUGCGUUCGCAAAAAUGCUGAAGAUUUCUGCUGUCGAGAUUUGGGGAGCCAAUUUAUUAGCCGACAGGUAAGCAUUUCCCAGUUAUUCCUCCCUAACUGUCCGCUCUAAAGUGUCACUUUGGAAAAUCUGGCAACCACUUGGGAUUUCGCGAAGUCAUUAAAUAUUGGAUUUCUGAUGGAGGCUUGCAUCAAUCUAAUGGAGACGCAAUUUAUUCGUUUCAUCUCUGAUGACCUAUUUGUACGUUUGCCAGGCGAUACGGUGCUCUCACUGGUGCGAAGCGAAGACUUGUCAGUUGACUCUGAGGAACAAGUGUUUGAAGCGAUUUCCCGUUGGGUUUGUCCUUGUGGAGUGGUUGAUGAGGAGAGGCUGAGGAUAUACGCUCCGAAGAUGCUGAAAGAGGUCCAGUGGCAUCAGACCACUGCUCAGUUCCGUGAGCACUUGCUGGAUAAUCAUCAGAUAUACCAGACCAACAUUGAAUGUGCGUAAGUACAUGCCAUUUAAAUGCGUAAUAAUUCUGUUUAAGUCGUCUUAUGGCGGCGGUUGAGCAGUGGAUUGGCGCUGCCGCCACGCCCAAGAGGAUGUGCCCCUUCAAUCGGCAUAGCCGCAACGCGAGAACGCCUCAGGAGAUUUUCGUCUUCGGAAGAGAUAAAAAUCAAGACAGAUGGUCGGUUCUGCGUUUCAAUUCAGAGCUGCAGAAUGAAGACAGAGUUGCUGACAUGCAAUUUCGCCGUUACGCUACUUACAGUGUCGUGGGCGGUGAGUCGACUGACGUACUAUAACCUAAAACAGCUUGCUGUCCCGUACACGUUAGUGAGCGUUAGUCAUCAUCCUUGACCACACCCCCUGUACACGUUAGUGAGCGUUAGUCGCCGUUCUUGACCCCCCCUCCCCCCUAAUCUCAUCGCACGCAGACUGCUUCAUGUUUUCGCAAGCACCUGCCCUCCUCAGCAUAUUGUUAAACUUCAGAAGUCUAUGCCUUUAUGCACAAUCAUAGCACACGUUAGUCGCAAUGUAAUUGUCAUCACAUAGGGCAGAGAACUCUAAAAACGGUGAUGUCGAAAUCUCACGUGACGAAUUUGAUGCUCAGUAGUGUUCUUUGAAGGUUCGCAGAGUAUGCUCCAACACCAGAUGGUUUUGUUCAACUGCAUUUCUGAGUAGAGGAAAGAAUUGAAUAUCCUUAUAAGGCUUAUAGGAAUAAAUGUAGCCGAUUCAAAACGACUCAGUGAGGGCUUUUUAGUAGGGAUAUUCUCCAACUUGAUUUUCACUGUAGGACAGCCAUAUAAGUACUCGCUUUGUUAGCAAAUAAAUAAGGUUAUUUUGGUCGAUAUUGGAUCAUGCUCAAUGUCGGUUCUGCGUUUUGAUUCAGAGCUGCAGAAUGAAGACAGAGUUGCUGACAUGCAAUUUCGCCGUUACGCUACUUACAGCGUCGUGGGCGGUGAGUCUACUGACGUACACUUACCUAACCCAGCAUGCUGCCCAGUACACGUUAGUGAGCGUUAGUCGUCGUCCUUGACCCCACCCUCCCAAUUUCAUCGCACACAGACUGCUUCAUGUUUGCGCAAAUACCUACCCUCCUCAGCAUAUUUUUAAACUUGAGUAGCUUAUGCCCUAAUGCAAAAUCGUAGCACAGUUUUGUCGCAAUAUAAUUGCCAUUACAUAAAAUCUGAAAACGGUAAUGUCGAAAUCUCAUGGGACGAAUUUGAUGCUCAGUAGUGUUCAAUGAAAUUGCCGCUGAGUAUGCCGGAGCACCCGAAGGUUUUGUGUCACUGCAUUUCUGAGUAGAUAACACGAUUGAAAAUCCCUAUAAAUAUUAUAGGAAUGACUGCGGUCGAUUCAAUGAGGGGCUUUUUAGUGGGGAUAUUCUACAACAUGAUUUUCACUGUUGGACGUCCAUAUAAGUGCUCGUUUCUGUUAGCAAGUAAAUAAGGUUAUUUUGGUCGAUAUUGGACCAUGCUCAAUGUCGGAACAACACUAUGGCCAGAUUGUAGUGCGACAUGCAUUAUUGGGAAUGCGCACCCUCAUCAAAUGCCAACAUUGAGGGUAUGGUGACGGGUCUAGCUGGAGGCCCAUGGUGCGUCAAUUGGGAUCCAAUGCACCUCUCCCCAAUGUUUUCUGUAGUCGUAUAUGUUCCUAGUCAAUGUGCGUUGUGAGCCAUGCAUAUAUACAUUGCUACUCGAAUGGAUGCUGCGCGGUCCUACAAAAUCUCAAGCAUAGGAACUUCUUAAAACCAAAACAUUCUUUUGCUUCGAAUUCGACAUUGCAUAAAACUGUGAUUUGCUACCAAAUGAGAUGAAAAUGAGAUGAAAAAAUGAGAUGAAAAUGAAAAUGAGAUGAAAAAAAGAAUGUUUUGGUACAUUUUUUUGCGCAAAAUACAUUCGAAUUUAUAAGGGCAUCGAAAAUCUAUGGAGAAAGUGCACGCUAAACAAGUUGGAAUUUUUUACCAAGUCCGAUUCCUGCAGGCGGCCGCAAUGAAGUGCAUUCAAAAGCCAACACCCUGGUUUAUUGGAAAUAUUACGGCAUUAGUUCAGUCUAACUACCGCACCUAAGUAAUCUCCCUAAUCGAAAAGGUAUUUCAGAGAUUUAGUUAACACCUCAUGAGAUCAGUCAAUGAACGCAGGCACGCAAUUUGGUAGGGGUUGUGUUCUCCUGCAUCUGGAGGAAAUGAAGUUCAUUUUGGGACGAGAUUUGCAGGAAAGACAAUCAUAUUCUUAAAAAAUCUAACGGUUAUUGACAAAAGUCAUAUCAUUAUGAACUGACUCCAGUAUACCCCUUUAGAAUCUCGACGAUGAACGGACAUUCCGAGCAGCCUAUUACGGUUCACUUCCUGCAUAUAAAAUGGGAAGCGUCAUACUGGGAAAUAAAAGAAUAGUGAUUCUGCUAUUAAAUAUUCUGCUACGACUAAAGGAGACCUCCUAUCCCUCUAGCACAGUCGGUCACUUGUGGCCACACCUGUUAUGUUGCUGAAUAAGUAGAUCUGAAAAAGUUUGCAGAUUGUCAGACUACGCAGUCAAGUAAAGAUCAGUCCAUCCUCACGAACUACGCCGGCUUGCUUUAACAGUUGAGACACAUUUUGCUGACUCCUGUCUACAGCUCAUCCACAUUUUGUGCAUUUUUCCCUUCCUGGAAGAGAGCAUUUUCGUAGUCGGAGGACAGACUUCGCAGCAGACCUACUCAACGAGUGUUGAUGAGUUCCUGGUGAGAGAACGGCAUUGGCGCAAACGGGCAUCCCUCGCCGUUGGACGCCAAGAUCAUGCGGCCUCCGUCGUGAAGGUUGGUGUUACAGACAAGGGAUGGGAAGAGAGCACGCUGAUUGCCAUUUUUGGUGGAUGCUGCAGCGAAGGAGGAACAUUUAAACGCCUUUCCUCCUGUGAGUUGUAUGACUUCAGUCAGGAUAGGUAAGAAUACCUGUGACGCACAUCUGUUGCUUUUCCGUAAAUGUUGCUGCCUCGCGCACUCAUCCGAACCACACACCGCCCUCGCAUGCCCCCAACAGGUGGUACAGGCUGCCCGAUCUACGGGAAAAGAGGAACGGUCCAGCUGCUGUGUGCUUACCCCACGACAAUCGGGUCUUCGUCAUUGGCGGUAAGAACGAUUCUGCCUGGACUGCUUCCGUGGAGUUCUGUCAGCUGCGAACAGACUGGCAAGGGAAGGCCACCUCAUCCAGCACCGACGAAUUUUGGCUCCCAGCUGCCCCCAUGAGAACUGCGCGCGCAUUUCUCUCAGCGACACACUUUAGAGGGAGAAUCCUCGCCGCCGGUGGAGAUGAUCGUAACAAGAAAGUCAAAGUUGUGGAGAUGUUUUCUCCUCCAGACCCCAGAUGUCCGCUAGGUCAGUGGACGGACAUCGCUGCGAUGAAGCAGCCUCGUUCAUUUUUCACUCUCGUCACCACCCGCGACACGGUCUUUGCUCUGGGUAAUGAUUCCUUCUUCUUUGCUCUGCAGUGGGGCAACAUAAAAUGCAUUAUCCUUCCGUCACGUGAUUUACUACAACUGGCAAAAUAUUUUACAGGGUUGAGCAGCAGUGCUCCGGGUAUUGUGAUUAUUGUUUAUCUUCUGACUUGACUCCAUUUCUCUGGACCUUUUAAGAUGGAAUCGCAUGGGAAUUAUUUCAAAUUUGUAGGCGGCGAUGGGGGAUCAGGAAACACGAUAGAGGCUCUUACUGCACCCGAAGGCUCAGUCGGUUUUAGCAAUGACUUGACAUCUUGGAUCUGGUCGACGAAGAGCCCAUUGGAAACCCUUGCGGAGAUUCGUGGAGCUGUAAGUGUUCGCAUGUGAACGCGUGCGUCUUUCAUGUUGACUCGGAGUCCCUUCUGUUGCUUGCAAGCUGAAAAUAUACGACUACUCAUUGAGCCCACUUCAUCUUCUCAAGAACUGUCGAAAUGCAUGUUGUCAUUUUAUUUUUGAAAACAUAGAAAUGGUCUACAAUGCCAACAUCGGGAAUAGCCGAUCAAAACGUCUUUCGCUUUGCCGCGAGUCAAAUAUUUUGGUGCCUUACUCUGGAUCAAGUGUGAUAAUCCCUGAGGGAGAUGCUCAAUCAUUAAUAUGAUGCAUAAAUGUAACAAAAUCAUAAAUUCUCAUAUUUGUACGUUGAUAUGAAGGGCAAGUAUACUACACCAGGGAGGGUGGAGAAUGAGUAUGUUACAGAAACCAUUGCUUUGUCAGAACUGGACAGUGGUUGGAGAGCACGAGUUUCGGCCAAUAUUGAAGAAAAUGUAUCUAGAACGGAAGACGUGGGAGCGAUUCGAGGUAGAGAAGAUUAUGGAUUUGGGAUGCCGGAUCGUGAAUCUCUAGGGGGAGGAAUGUUUUAAUACGGGGUAGAUGGUAAUUUAAUAGUAAUUAUAUCGGGGGCAUAACCUGGAGUCUAGCCUUCCAUCUUUCACAAAAAUUCAGGAUUAACUCAUUUUCAGGCUUUCAAAGUGCGAAUUCGAGUGUGACUUAAUCGAAUAAGAAGGGCGGUGGUUUUCAAGAACGGUAAAAUCACCAACAUUCAUGUUUCGGACGUGCCUACUCGAGACAGCAUCAGUCCAUUUACGAAAACCUGCGGUGAAUGUGGACGUUAGCAGCAUUAACGGGUGAGCGAUAACAUAGCAAAUGCAGUUGCUGCAUACUACUCCCAGUGGGCAUCCACAACUUUAUCCUGCUGCUGUCAUUCAUCGAUCAUGGAUCCGAACCUUCGAGCGAAUAUUGUUUAGUCAUGUGUCGUUUUAUUAUUAACUUGGAAUAGGUGUAUUUGUGUGCUCGAGGUUAACACAAAAAUGUGUCGCUCUUCAUGCGUAUGGAUGCCAAUCUCAUCGAAUGUUCCCACAGAGCACUUGCACUUCCAGAGUGCCGUAAUCCUAUGAGUGUAAUGGUACAGUAGGCCUCUCGGCGAUUGCAACCCUUUGAUUUUGUAGAAUUCUCAUGAAAUCCAUUUGCAAAUCCGGAGGAAAGAGGGCAAGAAGGAGGAAUAGACGACAUGCACGAUAAACGAAUUACUUCUGCAUCUAAAACAUUCACAUAUGAAGACCUGGAGCAGCUUCCCACGUUUAAAUCAUUCACCAAUGUGUUCUGACGGUCGUAAUAUAUAACUUUUUGACACCCCACUAAAUAGGAGUACACAUUAACAAAAAGAUGAUCCUUUCAGGGCGGGAAUGCGGAAUCUGGAGGUGAUAGCAUCUUUACAACAUCCACUUGCGCCAGACUGCCACAUCCACCGGCGACAAGGAUUGUUCCCAUGCGUUUGGUCCGCAUGACGGCAGCUGAUAUCCGGGAUGAACCAUGAACCACAGGACUGGAGUAGGAAACGCACGCAAGGACUGUAGAUGUGGCGUAAGCUGUGCCGAAGGUGAAUCAAGAACAUCAACGGAAGUGGAGGAGUACAACAGUCAAAAGGAAGUCUCCAUACUGAAGAUUGGCAGGGAGGGUACAAGCAUUGUGAACACCAGCUCCUCGAGAAGAAACAAAGCUAGAAAACUACGGUAAAUAAAGGUCCGGAACUGAGACAAAAUUAGCACAAGCCGUAUUUUUACAGGCCGGGGAGGCAAACAUGCCUACUGGAAGGAUUCUUCGAUGGGAAAUGCUGGGUGGAAUAAAGUAUUUGGGUUAUGAGAGACGAAUAAAAUGCUCAAUUGACCGAAAACUUUCAAAAAAACGAAAUUAAAAUAAAUAUGCAAAUUUCAAUUAUUUGCGGAAGAGGGGACUGUAACUCCAAAAUGCUCAAACCAGGGAUAUGGACUACCCAAUAUUCUCGUUACGCGCUUGGGGAUUUUCUAUAUCCGCAGCCGUCGGCCGGUUUCCCCAACGUAGUUACACAUUCCGCAGCUACACUGAAGUCGGUAGACAACAGCCGACAUCUCCUGUUUAGGGAUCGGGUCUUUUGGCCGCAUCACUUGCCGGCGGAUUGUUGAGUCGGGCCUGUGGGCAACGCCUAUUCCGAGCGGCGCCUUAUCUGGUUUUACGGACAUUCUUGACGGGCGACAGUCACGACGCAGGACAAUCGGGGCCGCCAAUUAUCACCGACGCCGGCGAGGAUUCAGGUCACGAUGACAUGCGCGUCGGAUGCAGCCACACAGGCGGCAUUGAUAGGCCAGGCAUUGGACAAAGUGCGCCAUAAAAGGAAAGCUCUGUGCACGACUGCUCAGUCUCUGAAGAUGGGUAGAAGAAACGACUACCCGAAACGUCGGACCUCAAACACACCUCUCCCGGUGAACGCCUCCUCUUCUUUUGACAGCUGCAUAAGUUUUACAUUAAAAGCCUAUGUAUGAUAAGUUAAAGAGCAAAUGCCGUGAUAGCUGGCUGAAAUCCCCCUAAACUUAUAUUCCGCGAAGGGGACUCUUUUUCGUAAACAUAACUCGUUUCCGUAGAAAUGCGCAGUCCACGCUAUCGGUCUUUCUAUCGAUGGUUAUAAUGCAGUGGUUACCGUCAAAUAGAAACAUCCGUAAUCUUUCUAAAACUAUUCUAAUUUAACUUAUCCAACAAUGAAAUUUAUUAAGACAACGGAGAUUUAUUGAUGACUGUCAUCCCAAAAUGCCCUAUUACACUGAAAUACUGAUAGAUCGUUGAAUAUCUCGACUUGUUGCAAUUGACACACGCAGAGGUUGUGCAAGUAUACGGGUAGAAGAUUACUAUUUCUCACAAACGAAACUCCGUCAAGAGUCUAAUAAUCGAGUUAAGACCGACAAUUGGAACAAAGGGGUAAUCUGAUGCGCUACACUAACAAAUCGCCGGCAACCCAAUUUGCCUGUCGAGUAUUUCUGCGUGUCUUCUCGAGCAGACUAAUGUUAGAUGAGGUGCUGGAGUUGGGUGGAGGGGGGGGGGUUACUAUGUGCACACUAAAAAUAUGCUCGCGUACUGUGAGUAAACAGAGCAUUGAUCCAGUGCCAGAAGGAUGACGCACCCCUCAGCUCGGUCUUCACUGCAGCCUCGCAACUGAGAACGGUAUUUGAGGAGAGAAUAGAGGCCUAUGGAGCUGCGAAUUAGGCCUUCGCUCGAUGUGGCAGUAGGCGAUUCAGGUGUUGGCUUGAGUGGAGGGCAUUUCACUACUCUACUUCACGUGUGAUCGAUAAGAGUUAGGUGCACACAUUGGUUGAGAAUAGCGAUGCAGUCUGCAACGCAUACAGCGACAGUCGAAUAUAGGUCUAGGAUAAGAUAGGUGAUGCAAAAACCAGAGCACCUAUGAAAAUAGUGUCAUAGUGUUCGUAACUUGAUGUACAGAUCCAAGUCCUCGUUUCAAUAUCCGCAUAACUGAACGGAAGUUGUUCAAGACUGCAUUAAAACUGAAUGGCUGUUGGUCGUCAGGUCAUUGCAUACGAAUAUAAUUAAUCUGAGCUCAAAGUGAAUAUGGAGAGUUCGUAGUGAGAUUUUGUAAGCCUGCCAGGCAAGAAAAUACCCCUUACCCAUUUGACCAUAAAGGCAGACGCCCACUUCCUCCUUUUAUGCACUUCUGCGUCUCAUGCUGUCGGCGAAUAAGGUUCUCUCCGCCAUCAGUCCUCCCAAGGGGCGGUUGAAAGUGCCUGAAAUUACUUGCAAACGCUGGACAAACAACAUCUGAUCGCCAGUUUACGGUACCUCAUUCACAUUCCGAAUAAAUGAUUGCCCAAGCGGAGUGAGGCAUGAGGACACCCGCAUGCACCAUGACGAAAGUCUACACGGGCACUAUUCAACGUGAUCUUCUCUAGGUGCAUGGUCCAUUGGAAAAUGAAAAAAAACGUAAAUUCUUGAGUUUUGGAUGAAAAAGUGGGUCAACAUCCACAGGUCAGGGGUGCAAGGAGACAAAAUUUUAUUUGCAUUAGUUCGUAAGUGAAGUGAUCCGGCUCUAAACGGGACGGAAGCUGAAUAUUGUGUGCCAUCAUGCAAAGCCAUUGAAGGCCGCAGACAAAGGCAACUAAGCUGAGGAAAUAUAACAGACUUAACAAAGUUGAUUGACGGUAUUUUUGUGCACAGAGCCGUGGCACAAGCGAAAACGGAAAUCCUAAUUCUAGAAAAAUUGCUUACUUGGACCGUGUGUUUACAACCCUUCAGAGCAGUGACAUUUGCCUAUAAUUUUACACCGAACUGAAGAAAUGUCUGAAUGCGGUGUCACAUGCGGUUUUUUUAGGCCUACUACUACUCCUGAUUCCAUCGAAAGGUCGCCAUGUUCGUCGAAGACAUAGAAAAGAUGGACUGACGUCGAGACUGUUGACGAGGCAGAGAAGUCGCAGUCGCACAUCAACAAAGGGAGUGCUGGGUGAAACUGGUGGCCUAUUAAAAUCUGUGCCCAAGUGUUUAGUUUUAUAUAAAAUCGAAUGGUUGCAGGUCGGAAGACCUGGACGCAAGCGCAGCGGCAAACCCGGUUCAAAAGGCCCUUUUUAAAUCGAAGAGGAAUACUUAAGUUAUUUGCGAAAUAAAUUCCAGGAUGAAUAACAUUUUGCGUGUUUUCUUUACAUUUAAGCAGGUAUUUUUACCCACGUGUUUUGUGCACCUAUCUGUUAUUUAGCGCAUUCAAAACACCACGUCCAGGCGUGACUGUAAUAUAUUGGGAUAAUGUUGCACGAUAAGCAUCACCACAUGCUUAAUGAAAUAGUAAUUUCUAAUCGAUAACACAUUUAUGAAUUUCGGCCAACAUUUCAUGAGAUACUGCGUGUUGACGUACACUUGUCUGGAAGGGCGCCCACAGAUCCGUUGCGGAAUCCGCUUGCCUCGUUCUCCUUUGGGGACUCAAUCCUAGAGCCCUGUCAACAGUCUCAUUGGGACUGGUAUUAUAUGCAGAAAUAGAUCGUCGGCAAAUGCAAACGAGACUGGAGUGCCCACCCCUAACUUAUUAGACCUAGUCAGCCAUUUAUAUCUAACCGCAGGACUGGCGACCCCUGAGGCCCGAAUCCGCAACCUGUUGGUUGGUAGUCACAAAAUCAUGAAACUGCGCAUGGUUGGCUGAUGACAUCUAAUAAGGAAGAAAUGGCCAUUCCAGCUCCUCUGUCCUUAUCUUCAAUUAAUUUCUGCACUUUUGUCUCCUGAAACCUCAUUGUCCUGUACAUUGAUAUUUCCACAUAACACCGACACUACUGCUAGUACUACUGCUACUAGUACUACUACUACUACUAAUACUACUACUACUACUACCACCACCACUUCGAUACCAUGCAAAGCCACUGAAGGCCACCACCACCAUGAGUCCAACGACUAUGUUUCCGACGCAUGAAGCUUUGAUCUCCUGUCAGCUGUUAACAACCUCAGCAGCAAUGCUCACCCUACUACGUGUAUGUUGUCUAUCGCAUAAAAACACUGAUUUUACUUCGGAAAGUGAGUCUGCGAUCAAGAGGGAUAACUUAAUAUGAAGUCAAAUAUUAAUAAUACUGCUCUUUUCCACGCUCGCCCUCCACCUCCUCAUUGGCAGAUAAUACAAGGCAAAGUAGACCUAACUCAUCCUAAAUCUCAUUCCCAUGAUGCUGUCUUUAAAACUGGUAUCCACAAAUGUACGGGAAUGGCAUGUAAUAAACGAAAUAAAUUUUAUAGUUCACAAGUAACCGUUUUAGUGGCAAAUAAUAUGAAAUAACAUAGCAGGAAUUUUGGGUUUAAACAAGUGCUGCAGCACUUAAGUGCUCUCCUCUCGCCCGCCAUGAUAAAUCUGACAAGCUUUAAAGAGGUACCACUACGUGCUAAAAGGCGUAGCUUGGAAGGCUGCCAGCUCACUGGAUAAACCAGUCCUCGUACUCAAUGCUGUGGACGCAUGUACGUGGGGUGACUGACGCGAGGUCUGGAUGUCCGUAAUUUUUCCUCUACGGUACACUCAGGAACGUAAAUUUUCAACCCCGCCUUCUGUGAAAGCCUGGUACACUGCGCAGAAACCAUGUCGUGUGCGGCAUGUGUGAAGGGGCUCUUUAGUUUUGCCAAGCACUGUACCCUAACCCAACUCAGACCAUCCUGGCACAGUUUUUGCCAUCAGAACCCGGUGAUUGAGUGAGUGAGGAGAGAGUGUGGUAGCUGCGCUGCAAGUCUGUCCCAACAUAAACUAAUUCACGCACAAGUCAGCAGUGCUGCGACCACUUCGUGGGACAUACGAUAGACAUCGUCCUCCACAACGACCGAAAUCUCAUAGUUUCGUGGGUGUAUUACGUCCUCUUAAUCCACUGGCUUGUCUGUCAACGUUGAGAAGUACGAUCCGGUAAUAAGACUGAUCUGCUCAAAUCUACCUACACAUGACAAUGAGUGAAUGAUCUCAUGAAAUGCUGUCUGAAAUUCUGAAAUGCGUUUGCGAUUUGGUAGGAUUACGUGGGUGAGGUUUUAAUACUGAUUAACAUGUCACGUAAUCAAGUAAUAAUUCGGACUCGACGGAAUGUCGGCUUUUGAGUGCACCUCUCCUACAAAACACAUAUCACAAAAAAAUGACUCCUUAUGUAGCAUGCAUUUUUCGAUGCGAUUUUCGAUGGUCUUAUAAAUUCAAAUAUAUUUUAUAGAAAACAUGCACAAAACAUGUUCUCUUCUACUCAUUUGAUCGUGAAUCACGUCGAUAUCACAUUUUAGGCUUGAAGACAGGGUUCAUUUAGGUUUAAAGAAGUACAAUCUGGUAAUUGGCCUGAUCUGGACUAAUCUACCUCUGCAUGUCAAACGAUGUCUCUUCUCGCUGUUCACUUGGGUAGGCAUAUGGUCGCCACCAAGUUACUUUAUUAGCACACAUCAAACCCAAACCGUGUGCCCAUACUUCACCCCACGGUUUCCUCGUUGACCGCGCGUACUUCAGAUUGUUACCGAUUCGAAAGACGCCACUAGCAACUUCUAGACCGCGUUGCCUUGUCUGAUAGAAGUACUGCGAUUACUUGGCAAAUGAAAGGCCUGCGUAUUCUCACAUAAUCAAUCGACUCCCUAACUCUGCCAACUGCCGCCCCAUCGAAUCCACCGUUCGCUGCAAUCCGCUGAUCAGAACCUGCAGACAAUUAGCGUGUGAAUGCGGGCGUAGAGUGUGGUGGUGCAAUAAAAGCUGGAGUUCGUGGCGCUCACGACAAAUUGUCGCAGUUGAUCUGGUCGCUACGACUGAAAUGUCAAUCCCACAAACACAUACCUUCGAAGAUGAAUUUCCUCUGAUUCGCAGCUGCCCUGCACUGGAUGAAAUUCGCCUAGAUGGAGAGAUUAAAGACCUGACAAUAGAGGUAGCUUCGCCUGCUGUUACUGCUCUCUACACGUAUAUUUCUAUACAUUAGGUAAAGAACGGCGAGGUUCUCCAUGCUCACCGAAUAAUACUAGCAGCUCGCAUUCCUUCCUUGCGAGCCACGCUCAGUGGUCCUCUCGGGGAGGCCAAUUCGGUACUCAGAUGGCCUACUGUGCCUCUCAGGUAA